AUGUCCUCCGCCACUUCUUUCUACGAGUUCCAGCCGCUAGACAAAAAGGGUGAACCCUUCCUCAUGACUGGCCUCAAAGGCAAAGUCGUCCUCAUCGUUAACACCGCUUCCAAAUGCGGCUUCACCCCGCAAUUCAAGGGUCUCGAAUCCCUCUACACCUCCCUCUCGACUACCUACCCUGGUAAAUUCACCAUCAUCGGCUUCCCCUGCAACCAAUUCGGCUCGCAGGAGCCAGGAACCAAUGACGAAAUCCAAUCCUUUUGCUCCGCCAACUACGGCGUCACGUUCCCUGUCCUGAGCAAAGUUGACGUGAACGGCGAAAACGCGGCACCUCUGUGGAAAUGGCUCAAGUCUGAGAUGCCCGGUAUCAUGGGCAUGAAGCGCGUGAAGUGGAACUUUGAGAAGUUUUUGGUCAGCGCGGAUGGAAAGGUUGUUCAUCGUUGGGCGAGUUUUACGAAGCCUGAGUCGCUGAGACAUGCGAUCGAGAAGGAGAUCCAUAAGGCCGAGGGGCAACCUGCGGAGCAGGAACCAACUCCCGAGGUUCCGACGGUGAAAUCUGAAGAUCAACGUCCUGAGGCUACACAGCCUUCUCAGCCUUCGCAGCUGUGA
Paracoccidioides brasiliensis Pb18 is the source of this 609-nucleotide messenger RNA. RefSeq lists its product as uncharacterized. Gene Ontology annotation, biological process: response to oxidative stress. The transcript is spliced from 2 exons. Bases 1 to 609 code for a protein of 202 amino acids. Gene Ontology annotation, molecular function: glutathione peroxidase activity. The record is from RefSeq and is a predicted model, not a curated record.